Molecule: messenger RNA, 834 nt
Organism: Bipolaris zeicola 26-R-13
Lineage: Eukaryota; Fungi; Ascomycota; Dothideomycetes; Pleosporales; Pleosporaceae
Product: glycoside hydrolase family 18 protein
Exons: 2
Coding region: 1-834 (277 amino acids)
Biological process (GO): carbohydrate metabolic process
Molecular function (GO): hydrolase activity, hydrolyzing O-glycosyl compounds; chitin binding
Source: RefSeq, a predicted model, not a curated record
AUGGUCUACUUGUCAUCUUUUUUCUGGCACCGCCUUCUCUUGGCUACCACGACAACAGCCUCUCCCAGAUAUGGUCAUCAUCACAAAAAUGCCCAUAAGCAUCAACGGGCAACCAAUGAUGCUACAAUACAGGAGUCUAUCUGUCUACCGAUUCCAACAGCCUUUUACCAUCAAGACGAUGUAGUCGCCAAGACCAAGCCUACCGAGGGAGUAUAUAAGUUUUGCAAGAUUAUUAAUAAAGAGGAAACGAGCUGUCAGAGCAAUUGCGAACAGCCUAAUAGGGGUGUAUCGGGCGGUAAUAUUCAAAAACGCAUUAUUAGAUACUACGAGGCGUGGAACUGCCAGAAGAACUGCAUUGGCAUGAGAAGGCAAGACAUUCCAGUCGGCAGUUUGACUCACAUAUACUACUCAUUUGGGUACAUCCGUCUAAGCACAUACGAUAUUAUUCCUAUGGACGACGGCAAACCUCUCUCCACAGAUACCUUUACUGAAUUCGCUAGUCUCAAGCAAAAGAACCCAGGACCUAAAGUCUUCAUUGCCCUAGGAGGCUGGACCUUUAAUGAGAACAACACGAUAUGGCAGCCAGUAUUUAGCGACUUAUCCUUAAUACCUACUAAACGAGCACUAUUCAUAGAAAAGCUCCUUACCUUCCUUAAUUGUUACGGCUUCGAUGGUGUAGACUUGGAUUGGGAAUAUCCGGGAGCUCCCGACCGUGGUGGGAAUCCUGAUGACGGCGAAAAUCUUACUGAACUUAUGGAGGAGAUGCGUGCCGAGUUUGACAAGUUAGGUGGCUCUUAUAAAGGAAUCUCUUUUACACGUCCUACUAGUUACUAG